AGAAAUUAUAUAAUCUUCGAUAGCUCAUGAGCAAUAACACUUAAAUUUAAUUAAAAUAAUAAAGUAAGAUCUAAUUAAAUGUCAAGAUAUAUGGCAAUAAAAUAAUAAAGUCUAUAAAAAAAAAAAAUAUAAGUGCUAUUGAGGAUUUAAAUGAACUCCCGAGCGGUCAAAAUGGACGAUUAAUUUAUUGGAAUUAUUGGAGCAAUGCCACUCGUAAACCAACGGAAUAAUAAUAAUUAUUAUUUUAUGAGAGCAAAGUUCAGCAGUAGUUAAAUAUAUAUAAAAAUGUGCCUGAGUUAUUGAGAAAAUAAAAUAUACCAAAAGUUUGUGUCGAGCUAAAAAUAUAUAUAAAUACUCAAGAAUAAUUCUAAGAAAAUUUAAGAAUAGAAUCAUUGAUUAAUGUACAAUACGAUGCCCGCUCCUCCAGCACCGAUAGCAAGUCCCCAGCAGCCUCCGGGUUGUAAGAAAAAAACAGAAACUAAUGAAUCAGAAAAUUUACCACCUUGGGCUAAAAUAACUCUAACGUCAUCUGAGGCUGAGAUUGAAAAGUUGAUUGCCAGACACGCAUUAAAGGAUGCCGAAGUCACGUAUUUUUCUCAAGUCGAGCCGAUUCUGCAGGACGGACCGCAAUGCGGACUGGUUGCUCUGGCAAUGGCAUCCCAAGAAUACACCAAGCCAGUGUCUGUAACUCAGCUAUUAGCAGAAGCACGUGUGCGUGGUUUUACUCAGCACGGCGAGGUUUAUAGUGUUGACUUUAUGGGAACAUUAGCCGCUGAAUAUUUACCAGACCAUCGGCCAGAUGUACUUGUCGAUUUACAAACAUGUCCUGAUACCCUGACUCACGCAUUAGCACACGGAGCUAUGGUGCUUAUUCCAUAUGACUCUGAUUUUAAUCAUGCGCCGUGUUUGAAGAGAGGACAUAAAGCUCAUUGGGCUCUUCUAGUUGGCUUGAUAUCUUCUCGACAAGGCUAUUAUGUACUCGCAAGACACGGCAAGUCACGGCAUUUAGCUUGCUGGCCCUUGAGAGAUUUAAUUGAGAGUAAUGGGAAUUUAGAGGAAGAAGGCACCGCAAGGCAUGCGGGUGGUUACGUAAUUCCGAAAGGAGGUGUAGGUGGACAAAGAGGCCUCCGCGGUCGUGCUCUGGCUCUACAUCCGUAUGUAUGAAACAAUGUUAAUAUGAUGCGUCAUACAAGUGCUCGUUAUCAUCGUGGGAAAUAAAUCUCGACGCAUCGGUAGUGAGUAGCCAUCAUUGAAAUCUGUAAUUUUGCUUCAACUACGAUAAAAACAAAA
Molecule: messenger RNA, 1290 nt
Organism: Microplitis mediator
Lineage: Eukaryota; Metazoa; Arthropoda; Insecta; Hymenoptera; Braconidae
Product: actin maturation protease
Exons: 4
Coding region: 400-1164 (254 amino acids)
Source: RefSeq, a predicted model, not a curated record